GAACCCGAACGAUCUUCGCUAAAAUUUUCGCCGCCUUAUGGCUCUGCAACGCACUGUCACCUGCUAGUCACUUAAAGACUCUCGCCUAUAUCCUUGUACACAUUUUGUAGAGCAACUAAAUUACACAAUGUUAAUAUUUGCUAUGUAAAUACGCAUCCGUGUGAGAAUGGCUGGAUAAAUGAAUAGAUGGAUGACUGGAUGGAUGGCUGGAUGGAUGGAUGGAUGGGCGGCUGGAUGGAUGGACGGCCAAGUGCCACAAAAGGCCUACACUUGACACACAGACGUAGAAACAGAAACUGAAACCGAGAUGUUGAAAUGCCGAGAGGAUGUGCAAGUUGCGUCUAUUUAAAUAAACUGAGGCAAAAACUUGCCACAAUUGCAACAAAAUGCUCGACACAUGACAAAAUUGUUCUGUUCUAUGCCGCUCUCUGUAUGUAUGUGUAAGCACAUAUAAAUGAAGAUAUCCCCCGGGGGCAGCAAAUUCCAAGGAAAACAUUACCGCACUGAGAGAACGGCUUGUAAAUGCACAAAUAAUCUAAAGUGGCACAACGCAAAUACAGGCAACUAGAAAGCGGAAUCACACACAUUGGCAUCGGGUCGAAAGAGCCUCUUGAGUUUACAAAUUCUGGAAUGUACUGUUAACGUGAUGACAACUCUGUGCAUGUCCCAUCGUUUUUUUUGCUGUAUUUUCCGGGGAAUUGUCAUUGGGAAAAACUCCUUCGAAUUGGCGUCAGUCAUUUAUGACGAAGCAAUGUGUGUGCUUUUUUUCAAAGAAGCAAAAAGGACGAACAAAAGUUGAACGUAUGGUUUGGUUAUGUACUAAUGAUAUACACACAGGAAAGAAAUGUGUUUGAAUAUGUCCCAAAUAUUUGAGUGAAACUGUUUUGUUCGCGUGCCGAUCGCAAAUGUCUUUACGGAAUUGUUGAUACCAAAUGCGAGUCACGGCGAAACGGUUAUCUCGGAAUUUUCAACUCGCCAAGUUGGAUCGGAAUGGCAAAAUGCUGAUUCAUCUGCUGGUCGUCGUUGCGCUCAUGGAAGCAAUUGGCGCCUUUCAGCCGGAGUUCGUGGAGAGCAUUUCCAACGUGUCCGUGGCCGUCGGACGCGAUGCAACCUUCACGUGUCACGUCCGACAUUUGGGCGGCUAUCGGGUGGGCUGGCUCAAGGCCGACACGAAGGCCAUCCAGGCAAUUCACGAGAACGUGAUCACCCACAAUCCGCGUGUCACGGUCAGUCAUUUGGACCAAAACACGUGGAAUCUCCAUAUAAAAGCUGUUUCCGAAGAGGAUCGCGGCGGUUACAUGUGCCAAUUAAACACGGACCCUAUGAAAAGUCAGAUCGGCUUCCUGGAUGUCGUGAUUCCGCCGGAUUUCAUCAGCGAGGACACCUCCUCCGAUGUGAUUGUGCCGGAGGGCAGUUCCGUGCGAUUGACAUGUCGAGCCCGUGGAUACCCGGAACCGAUUGUCACCUGGCGGCGCGAAGACGGCAACGAGAUUGUCCUGAAGGACAAUGUGGGCACAAAGACCCUGGCCCCCUCGUUUCGCGGCGAGGUGCUGAAGCUGUCAAAGAUCUCGAGGAACGAGAUGGGCUCCUAUCUGUGCAUCGCCUCCAAUGGAGUGCCCCCAUCGGUUUCAAAGCGUAUCUCCCUCAGCAUACACUUUCAUCCGGUCAUCCAAGUGCCGAAUCAAUUAGUCGGCGCACCACUUGGCACUGAUGUCCAAAUCGAGUGUCACGUCGAGGCCUCGCCCAAAUCAAUUAACUACUGGAUUAAGGACACGGGAGAGAUGAUUGUGACAUCGGGAAAGUAUCAUGUGCAGGAGAGUUCACAGUCCAUGUACGAGACCAAAAUGUCGAUGAUAGUCAGGAAGUUCCAGAAGGACGAUGUCGGAUCCUAUCGCUGCAUAGCCAAAAACUCACUGGGCGAAGUCGACAGCAGUAUCCGUUUAUACGAAAUCCCCGGACCGAAUCGUAAUAAAAAUCCGUUGAACGGCGGCGGAAAAGGGGGCGGUGGAGGGGGCGGCUCUGCCGGCGGAAGCCUGGAUGCGGAUGCCAAUGACAUUUUGAAGCAGAAACAACAAGUCAAAGUCACCUACCAGCCGGAGGACGAGGAGCUGCAGUACGGAUCCGCCGAGGAUUUCGAGACGGAGGGCGGCGAAAACGGCGGAUUGACACCGUUAUCGCCGCACGUUUACUACACCAGCGGCAAUAAACCGGCCACACAUAAGCCGGGCAACUCCGGCGGCAAUCAGCAUCAGCAUCAACAUCAGCAGCACCACCAUCACAACCACCACCACAACAACCAGCACGGUGGUGGUGGGUCGGGGUCACCAGGCGGUGGUUUGGGGUCACCUGGUGGCGAAAUGGGAGGCAUCACACGUAAGCCCCCGCCCUAUUACGGCGGCAAUACGGAAGUGCGCGGCCCCAUCGACAACAACGAAAUGAGCUCCGGCUCCGGACUGCGUCGGGGUCACCAUUUGCCCCUUCCCCUGCUCCUCGUCCUCCUCCUCCUCCUCAGGAGUUGGCACUGUCGACAGCCGUUCUUAAUGGGCUUGUCGACCGUGUCUGGCCUCCUGCUCGGCCUCUUAUAAUACGCAGUCUAAUGGACUCUACCCAGCGCAUUCAACAACAGACUCAACAAUACAUGAUCGAAACGAAGGAAUAAGUGGCCAACAACACGACGUUCUUCAUCAGUUAAAGGAUAUCAACAUCACUUACGCCAACACACCACACAAAAAAAGAAAGGUGGUGAAAUAAAUGCAAUCCAAAGGACUGAAUGCAUUCACCAAACUUCACCAACACUUUAUCCAAAAGCUCCAACACAUUUUUAAGUAAAAGCUGUCUUAAUAAUUUCUACAACUCCCUCAACAACACAUAUUGUGGAGGAAAAAAACACACAUAAAGAGGUCUGUAUUUCAUAGUCCAAGGGACUCUACAAAACCUCACCAAAAACUCAACAACACGUUCAACAACAGUCUCCAAAACGCAAGCUCUCAAUCAUAUAACACAAAUGUUUUAGUAUUAAAAGUCCAAGGGAGUAAACAUUUAACUACACAUUCAACAACAGUCUCUAAAAAACGUACUCUCAACCAUAAAAACACACAUGUUGUAGUAGCAAAUGUUAAAUUGUUUAUAACAUAAAUGAAAAAAAAAAAAGAAAACAG
Molecule: messenger RNA, 3158 nt
Organism: Drosophila gunungcola (fruit fly)
Lineage: Eukaryota; Metazoa; Arthropoda; Insecta; Diptera; Drosophilidae
Gene: DIP-alpha
Product: lachesin
Exons: 14
Coding region: 933-2585 (550 amino acids)
Cellular component (GO): neuron projection
Source: RefSeq, a predicted model, not a curated record